Molecule: messenger RNA, 519 nt
Organism: Dentiscutata erythropus
Lineage: Eukaryota; Fungi; Glomeromycota; Glomeromycetes; Diversisporales; Gigasporaceae
Source: the annotation of a GenBank genome assembly
AUGUCUAUGUUCAAACGUCGUAGUUUAGAAUCGACAAAAUGUAGUCAAAAUGUGUACGAAGAAGAAUGCCAGCGUCUAAAACGUGAUUUUGAACUUUUGUAUUCUCAGCGUGAGGAAGCGGUAGAAAUCAUUCGUACAGUAAAUGCCGGAAUAACCGAAGUGAUAUCGAGUUUGCAAGACAAUAAUCCGGAACCAUUAGCUGAAACCGUUCAAAUAAAUGCAAGUCUAUUAACUAGUUUGGCAGCAAAAGUAUCAGAUGUUGAUCAUACUGACGGUUUGGAUUGUCAAGACGAUUAUUUUAAAAACGAUGAAUAUGAUAUUAAUUCAAAAAGUAUGAAGCACAAUGACAAAGGAUUAAAGACUGAACUAGUAAUUCUGCAAAGUAUGGUCAAUCGACUACGCACUGAACAGAUAAGGUUAACAAAUUCUUUAAAAGAAAAAAAUGAUAAAGAAAAGGAAAAAAUCCAAAAAUCUCAUUCUCAUCGUCGGUCGAAAGUAUUCACUGAAGGAAAUGAGUAG